Messenger RNA from Symbiodinium sp. CCMP2592, 300 nucleotides. The record is from the annotation of a GenBank genome assembly. Lineage: Eukaryota; Dinophyceae; Suessiales; Symbiodiniaceae.
AUGAAGAACAAGCGCGGCAAGGUGGUCACCAAGAAGCAGCACGCCAUUGGCAAGGCGUUGUUCAAGAAGACCGGCCAGCGAUGGCUCGAGGCGAGCAUGACGGCCAGGAAGGAGUUGGGAGUCAAGGGCUUUUGUGCCAUUGGCGGAAAGAGCGCUCAGGGCAAGGCGCUCUAUAUGCCAAGGCCAAGUCGCUGUACGCGGCUUGAGUCCCGCAUUAACGGGCACAGGAUUGCGCCUGCUUUCGUGGUAGUUCACGGAGCGUGCGCGCCUCGCACAAGACGAGCUUGCAGGUGCCACUGA